Messenger RNA from Anolis sagrei ordinatus, 7119 nucleotides. It is a transcript of the gene TRPC7, whose product is annotated as transient receptor potential cation channel subfamily C member 7. NCBI's taxonomy places the organism in Eukaryota, Metazoa, Chordata, Lepidosauria, Squamata, Anolidae. Gene Ontology annotation, cellular component: plasma membrane; cation channel complex. Gene Ontology annotation, molecular function: protein binding; inositol 1,4,5 trisphosphate binding; store-operated calcium channel activity. The record is from RefSeq and is a predicted model, not a curated record. Gene Ontology annotation, biological process: regulation of cytosolic calcium ion concentration; calcium ion transmembrane transport; single fertilization.
UCCCAUGCUCAGAUGGAGGAGGCUGGGGUCACGAGAGUAAGAUGGGAGGGAGGUUCAGCUACCUCAUUACCAAAGCAGCAAGUAAAAGAGCAAGGAAGGAAAGAAAGCAUGCAUCAGCCCUGCACACUGGAUUCCCUUCACAUCCCUGGGAAUUUUUCCCUCUUCAAGCAAAGGUGAUAACAAUGUUGCAGUUUAUCCCUAGCUACGCGUACUGUUGGAGCAGGGGGAACAGAGGCACUCAGCCUUGCAGUUUCUGCCUCUGAAGAAACAGAAGUGUGCUGUUCUGAUGAAAUCACGUUUUCAGCACCAUGGACAGGGAUUCAAUGCCUUGAGUGCCAGCAAGGAUGGAUUUCACUGAUCCUGCAGUUCAACCUUGGGCUUCAGACAUCUAGAGGGGAAAGGACCCCAUGCCUUUUCUACGAAACGCUUGAAAACCAGAGCUCUGCAAACAUGCAUCGGCGGCACACCACCCUCCGGGAGAAAGGGAGGAGGCAAGCCACCCGGGGUCCAGCCUACAUGUUCAAUGAGAAAGGCACCAGCCUUACAGCUGAGGAGGAACGCUUCUUGGAUUCAGCAGAAUAUGGCAACAUCCCGGUGGUGCGGAAAAUGCUGGAGGAAUCCAAGACAUUGAACUUCAACUGUGUGGACUACAUGGGACAAAAUGCCCUGCAACUGGCGGUAGGCAAUGAACAUCUCGAAGUCACCGAACUUCUUCUGAAGAAGGAGAAUCUGGCUCGUGUUGGGGAUGCCCUCUUGCUAGCCAUCAGCAAAGGAUAUGUGCGUAUUGUGGAAGCAAUAUUGAACCACCCGGCCUUUGCACAAGGACAACGUCUCACACUCAGUCCCCUUGAGCAAGAGCUACGGGAUGAUGAUUUUUACGCAUACGAUGAAGAUGGAACACGCUUUUCCCAUGACAUUACUCCAAUCAUACUUGCUGCUCAUUGCCAGGAAUAUGAAAUUGUUCAUAUACUGCUGAUGAAAGGGGCACGGAUAGAGAGGCCCCAUGAUUACUUCUGUAAGUGCAAUGAAUGCAUUGAGAAGCAAAGGAAAGACUCAUUUAGUCAUUCGCGAUCAAGAAUGAAUGCCUACAAAGGAUUAGCAAGUGCCGCUUAUUUGUCUCUUUCUAGUGAAGACCCUGUUCUUACUGCUUUAGAAUUAAGCAAUGAACUGGCAAGACUAGCCAACAUUGAAACAGAAUUUAAGAAUGAUUAUAGGAAGUUAUCUAUGCAAUGCAAGGAUUUUGUGGUGGGUGUGCUGGAUCUCUGCAGGGACACAGAAGAAGUGGAGGCUAUUCUGAAUGGAGACGUGACUGUACAAUCAUGGUCAGAAAACCAUCGCCCAAGUCUAAGCAGAAUCAAGCUGGCCAUUAAAUAUGAAGUCAAAAAGUUUGUCGCCCAUCCCAAUUGUCAGCAGCAGUUACUCACCAUGUGGUAUGAGAAUCUCUCAGGCUUACGCCAGCAGUCCAUGGCUGUGAAAUUCCUGGCGGUCUUUGGAGUCUCAAUAGGCCUUCCAUUCCUUGCCAUAGCAUACUGGAUUGCUCCCUGCAGCAAGCUGGGACGUACACUCCGGAGCCCCUUCAUGAAGUUUGUAGCACAUGCUGUGUCUUUUACCAUUUUCCUUGGACUGUUAGUUGUGAAUGCCUCAGACCGAUUUGAAGGAGUCAAGCUCCUUCCCAAUGAAACAGCCAUGGACCAUCCCAAACAAAUAUUUAGAGUAAAAACCACACAGUUUUCAUGGACAGAAAUGCUCAUCAUGAAGUGGGUUCUAGGAAUGAUAUGGUCUGAAUGCAAAGAAAUUUGGGAAGAAGGCCCCCGAGAAUAUGUCAUGCAUCUUUGGAACUUGUUGGAUUUCGGGAUGCUCUCAAUCUUCGUGGCUUCCUUCACUGCCAGAUUCAUGGCAUUCCUCAAAGCAUCAGAAGCACAACAUUAUGUGGAUUUAUAUGUUCCGGAUGAGGACCUCAAUAAUGUCACCCUUCCUCCUCAGGUUGCCUAUUUUACAUAUGCCAGGAGCAGAUGGAUUCCCUCAGAUCCUCAGAUCAUAUCAGAAGGACUAUAUGCAAUAGCGGUGGUACUCAGCUUCUCCCGGAUUGCAUACAUUCUCCCAGCCAAUGAAAGCUUUGGUCCCCUCCAGAUUUCUUUGGGACGAACUGUGAAAGACAUCUUCAAAUUCAUGGUCAUUUUUAUUAUGGUGUUUCUUGCUUUCAUGAUUGGAAUGUUCAACCUUUACUCCUACUACCUUGGUGCAAAAUAUAACCCAGCAUUUACAACGGUAGAAGAAAGUUUUAAAACCUUAUUCUGGUCCAUAUUUGGUUUGUCGGAGGUGAUAUCAGUGGUGCUGAAGUAUGAUCACAAGUUUAUAGAAAACAUUGGCUAUGUGCUCUACGGCGUCUAUAACGUCACCAUGGUGGUUGUGCUCCUCAACAUGUUAAUAGCCAUGAUCAACAAUUCCUAUCAGGAAAUUGAGGAGGAUGCAGAUGUGGAGUGGAAGUUUGCGCGUGCAAAGCUCUGGCUCUCAUAUUUCGAUGAGGGGAGGACUCUACCUGCUCCUUUCAACCUAGUGCCAAGCCCUAAGUCGUUUUAUUAUCUCAUAAUGAGAAUUAAAAUGUGCCUCAUAAAGCUCUGCAAAUCUAAGGCCAAAAACUGUGAAAAUGAUCUUGAGAUGGGCAUGCUGAAUUCCAAGCUGCGGAAAGUUCGUUUUGAGUCAAGUAUUCAAAACUCAGACUUUUCUGUGAAGAAUGCCUACAACAAGCCCACAAGAUAUCAGGUAGCAACACUACUUCCCAAUGGAUUCUACCACCAUGGCCAUCUCCAGCAUAUAAAAAUAAUGAAGAGACUUAUUAAGCGAUACGUUCUGAAAGCUCAGGUGGAUCGAGAGAAUGAUGAAGUGAAUGAAGGUGAACUCAAGGAGAUUAAGCAAGACAUUUCGAGUCUCCGCUAUGAGCUUCUGGAAGAAAAGUCACAAGCAACCGGAGAGUUGGCAAGCCUAAUACAGCAGCUGAGUGAUAAGUUUGGAAAGAGUUUGAAUAAAGACAUUUGAGAAGGACAAAUAAGGACAAAGGGGAAAAAUAUUAUUCCAACCAGCAUUUUAAAGGAGAAGAAAUGGUUCAAGAAAAGAACAUUGAGGAUUACAUUAUGAUUAUUAUGGAAAGCUGAUUAUUGAUGAUUUUAUGGGGACUGUGCAUUAGUUUGGUUUAUUGGGUGAAGCCAAUGAUCAAUUCCUUUAUGAUAUAAAGGUGUUGGAUUUUUUGUUAUUAAAUCAAGCCUUUUUGACAUCAGAAAUAGAUGAAUAAUCUUGAAGAGACAAGCUUGGUUUUUCUAGAUACCCAAAGUACUUUUUGAAAACUGGAAAUAAGCCAGAUGUUUCAUUGUUAUACAUCAGCAUACAACAUGAGAUCAGAAGCAGCAAAGUUAAGGAAAGAAGAACAAAAAAUGUAGGGGAAGAGGGGCGGAAAGAUGAGUGAUAAAUUUUAAUUCAUCGUGAAAUCCAUAUAUCAUGUGUGUGCAUUUGUGUCCCUUUAUGUUCACUCUGGAUACUGCAGUGAAAGCCAGGAGGUCAUCAAGUCAAAUUUCAAUUCAGGACAGAAUUACAGUUUUUAUCUCUGGCCAAAUGUAUAUGCCCCAACCAGUAUUUGAUGAGAUGUAUAUGCCCCAACCAGUAUUUGAUGAGAUGGAGCUAUAGUCUUCCGUAUCUGCCAGUUCUCUUCCCCCAAUGAAUUCUAGCCUAUUACCCCACCCCACACACACACACACACACAUAUGCACAUGCCAAACUGGCCUUUAGUUUCUGCCUGGCUACAUAGUAGAAAUGCUGAAAGAGCUCAUCACGUGGAUUCAAAAGCACAGAAAGCGUUAAGUAUCUCUGUCUCAUUAACUUACAGGUACAACCAGAUUGGAGGGUCUUUGCACAAUCCAGUUAUUACUUUGAUGUUGUACAACCCAUGUGGGUUUCCAGUUAACUUUAGGGUGCAUUCAAGUCAAAAUAAUAGAUCAGUAUAAAUUAAUAUAGUAACCAUGAAACCCAUAUCCAAGGUUUCACUUAUCCAUGCCUAGGAAAAUAUGGUCUCUCUUUGAAUUUGUAUGUCCUCCAUGUGAUUACUCUGAUGCACCCAGCAAAUUCCUAGAGAUAUUAGGACUGGAAGUUGGGUAAUGUAAUGGUUAAGUGUUGCCUGUUGCUACCAGCUUGCAAUUCAUGUUUUGCUAACUUAGGGGGAAAACAAAUAUCAUUUUGACUGAUAUUGAAAUGUAAAGGUUUGCAAGAAACUUACUUAAUCUCCAAAUUUCCUAAGAAAUUCAUUAACAUCCUUAGAUUGAAACAAAAACCUAAACAAAAGUGGCAGAAACUAUGUUAAGUGGAAGGCAGUUACAAUACAGUCCUUUCCAUGCAGAGAAUUCAAUAGCUAUUUGGAUCUGUUUGGAUCUGAUGAUUCCAAAAUCCAAAAAUUCCUUCCUCAAUUUGAGAGAGAGAAAAACAAAGUUUAAAAAACACAAUGUGGUGGCUUGGUGCUUGGGGGAAAGCUGGAGAAAUGGGAAAAAUAUGGUAUCAACAAGCUGUGCUGAUAUUUAAAUGAAUAUCUUUUCUCUACAGUUCUCUUGGAGAUUAAAUAUUAUUGAGCUAGAUGUUUAGAGAAGGAUUCCACUGAUACUGGUGCAAUUAUUGAGGAUUCAAAGGGCUUGGUGUUCCCACUGAACUCUAUCCAAUAGCCACUUUGAGUCUACUUUGUGGACAGAAAAAGCAGGCUAUAAAUAAACAUAAUAAUAAUAUAAUAUCAUGUUGGGCUGGGAACAGAGAGACUGCCCCAGAAAUUUCUGGCAAUUAAAAAAUUAAUCUGACAGCCAUAAUGUGGAUUUAUGAUUGGACAAGCAAAACAUUGUAGCCAAUUUAAAAGUCUUCCCUCAGACCUAGAAGCACUCUGCAGUAUCUUAAUGUAUGUUUUUCAAAUGCCAUUUACAGUUUCAAAGGAGGUACACAUUUAGCCUGUUUAAGCUUUACCACUAAGGAAUCCUUUAUGUAUAUUGGCAAAUUGUCACAUUUGGACACUGAGAUUUGAUAAAUGGCAGAAAGCAUUACAUCACAGUGACUAAUAUAUAUGUACCAAACUCCAAGGAAAAAAUGCAAGACUCAAAAGGAUGCUCUCCAGCAAAUUAAUUCUGUGAUAAAAACUAGAUUCUCCUAUUGUUGUCUAUGAAAUUUGAGAUAGUUAUGCAUAUGAAUCACUCCAUCAUAAUAUUUUCAGACACUCUCUCAUAAUGAACAGUCCCCGAACAGCCCAGUGUUAUGAAAUACAUGUAUGUGUAGAUAUUAUUUGUAUCAAAGAAAAAAUCUUUUUUUUUCACCCAGGAAUCUGUGUUGUGUUCAAGAAUUUUGCUCAGUAAAUGAAUGAAAAAUUGUAGCUACAAUUCUAAAUGAAUUAAGUUGGAUCCCAGUUUAGCCACAUGUAGGGUUGACCCCUUGAAAUCAUUGGGAUUUAAUCAUUAUUUUAAAGUCCCAUUCAUUUCAGCACUUGGUAUAUGGACUAAGGGCCCUUGUACACAGGUUGCAGGUUAACCUGAGGCACUGAAACACUGACUCAGGUUAAUACGGAUAAAUCCAGAGUAAAUUAGAAUUUCCCAGUUUACUUUGGAUUAAUUAAACACCUGGAAAGAUAUGGAUCCUACAGCAAGGGCUGGGCCUGUGGGGAUUGACUUCCGGGACUGCCUUUCAUGAUCCUGAGAGUAAAUCCCUAUUGGCAUCCUGGUUCUUCAAGCUCUAAGUGCCCAAAUGAGUGGGAUGGCACCCCCUUCCCUCCUAGCAUCGCUGCAUCUUCAGGCUUAAAGCUUCUGACACAUCAAAAUGAUGCAUUAGGAGUUUUGGAGAGGGGAGCUGAAAUCCCCCCUCCCCUCUCCAAAUCUUCUGAUGUGUAAUUUUUCCAAGAGGUCUGGAGAUGCAGCCUAACCCAUCUGGUAAGUUUUGGGGAAAACAGUGGGUUGUGUACUGGCUAGAUGUCCACCCAGCAUGUAGCCACCACCCCAGCAAAAUCCUAGGGGGUGGUGUGGGGCCUCAAACCCAUGAGGAACUGGGAUAUAAAAUACCAGUUCCUCUUGGGAUUUGGAUCUGUCUAGAAGGGCCCUAAAUCUUGGUCCUGCCCAUAGUGCAUUUACACUGUAGAAUUAAUGCAGUUUGAUAGUACUUUGACUGCUAUGGCUGAAUUUGAAAAAAUCAUGAGAUGCAGUUUUACAAGCUCUUUAGCCUUCUCUGCCAAAGAGUGUUUAUGCCUCACCAACUACAAAUGUCAGGACUCCAUAGCCAUGGCAGUAAGUGGUGUCAAACUGCAUUAUAGUGUUGAUGCACUCUCAAAAUAAGAUGUAAUGGCUCUGUGGGACUUUCUUAAAAAUACACAAACUUAUGACUGGGCUGAUUAUUAGUCUAUUUCCAAGAAACAACUAAGCCUGAAUUGUGGAUCUUGAAUAGAAUGCCAUAGAAUAACACUGAGUGAAUGAGAUAAUAUGCCAUUCAAGAAUUUUGAAUCUAGAACAUCUCCAUCUUGGUCAAUACUCUUGAUCAUUUUAGGACAUUCCAACACAAUGUGAAAUUUCUUAGCAAAAACCUUUGUUGCGCCUUGGUCAACUUUAGGGGAAAUGUUUUUUUAAAUAAAAAAAAUUAAAACAUUUCAUGAAAACGUUUACAGGCCUCAUAGUGCACUCUUCCACGUGGAUGUUAGUAUAUGGAUUAGUGCAACUGAAAAUUCAGCUGUGUUUAUUUGAGGAAAGAAAUUUGGCUUCAUCUGAUCAAAGCACACCUUGCUACUAUGGUACUAGAAAGUUGUACUAUGUUUACAAGAUGCACCUAUAUGACAACAUUAAAGAUCAGCUGAUAAUAGUGAGGAAAAUGAACAAGAAGAAGCAGAAGGUGACCUGUGACCUGUUCUUAAGUGCCAGAUGAGAACACAGAUAGCCUAAUAGAUUAAUAGUUUUAUUUGUUUAAAAAAAUAAAAAUUAAAAAAAAUGUACGGUAGAUAUAACUGUUUAGAGAAAAAAUAAAUCAAAUAAUGUAUUUUUACCUUUAAUAAUUUUAUCUUGUAUACUGUAAUAUUUUUAUUGAAAACAAUGACAACAAAAAUAAAAUUACCUCAGACUAGCAAUG